AUCAUGGAUGUUCUACCCAUGUGCAGCAUUUUCCAGGAACUUCAGAUUGUGCAUGACACUGGCUAUUUCUCUGCUUUGCCUUCCCUGGAGGAAUAUUGGCAACAGACAUGUCUUGAGUUGGAACGGUACUUACAAAGUGAACCGUGCUAUGUGUCUGCGACUGAAUUUAAAUUCGAUAGAGAAGAGGAACUAUGGACCAAAUUUAUCUUAGCAUGUGAGAAAAAAGAGGAACCUGAUCAGAACAUCAGUUGUGUUUCUCCAGAGGACAUUAGUGACUGCCAGAAUUCAGAAACUAACAGCUUGAACUCUGAUGUCAGCAGUGAGUCUUCAGACAGUUCUGAAGAACUUUCACCUACUUCAAAAUUUACCUCAGAUACUAUAAGCGAUGUACUAGCCACCAAUGGAACUCUUAGUUCUUCUGUUACUUCAACUCCUCCAUCUUCUCCAGAGCAGGGCAAAGACCCGUCUUGUCACUUGUGGAAUGCAAUUACUGGGGAGCUACAUUCACCUGGGAAGGUGCGCUGUGGUUCCAUUGGAAAGACUCUAGAACAUGGAAGUCCGACAGGUGGGGAGACCUCACCGGAUGGCAGGAAACGUAUCCAUAAGUGUCUUUUCAAUGGCUGCAAGAAAGUUUACACCAAGAGUUCUCACUUGAAAGCACACCAGCGCACUCACACAGGAGAAAAGCCUUACAGAUGCUCUUGGGAAGGGUGUGAGUGGCGUUUUGCAAGGAGUGAUGAAUUAACCAGACACUUCCGUAAACACACCGGUGCCAAACCGUUUAAGUGCUCACACUGUGACAGGUGUUUUUCCAGGUCGGAUCACCUGGCCCUUCACAUGAAGAGGCACAUCUGA
Messenger RNA from Xenopus laevis (African clawed frog), 855 nucleotides. RefSeq names its product Kruppel-like factor 6 S homeolog (gene klf6.S). Gene Ontology annotation, biological process: regulation of transcription by RNA polymerase II. Gene Ontology annotation, cellular component: nucleus. Gene Ontology annotation, molecular function: DNA-binding transcription factor activity, RNA polymerase II-specific; RNA polymerase II cis-regulatory region sequence-specific DNA binding. NCBI's taxonomy places the organism in Eukaryota, Metazoa, Chordata, Amphibia, Anura, Pipidae. The record is from RefSeq and is marked predicted. The transcript has 4 exons. Bases 4 to 855 code for a protein of 283 amino acids.